Molecule: messenger RNA, 1823 nt
Organism: Camellia sinensis
Lineage: Eukaryota; Viridiplantae; Streptophyta; Magnoliopsida; Ericales; Theaceae
Product: scopoletin glucosyltransferase
Molecular function (GO): UDP-glucosyltransferase activity
Source: RefSeq, a predicted model, not a curated record
GACUGAGCUUAUCCCUAAACAUCAUAUAUACCUUGCAUUUUCUUAUGAUAAAAUUCCUAAACCCUCCAUGUAUGUAUGCAUUACGUUCCUUCCAAUAGGCGUUGUCACAUAGCCGUUGAAGCAAAUUGGCUUGCUUUCCUCAGUCUUCAUCUCUGAUUUUCAAUUUCUAUUGUUACUCUGAACAUCCCAGUAGUAGAGUAGGUCGGUUGAAUAGAUCCAAUCCAAAACAAAAUGGCUAAGCUUCAUUUCUUCUUCUUUCCGGUGAUGGCUCAAGGUCACAUGAUCCCAACUCUGGACAUGGCAAAGCUCUUCGCCUCCCAUGGCGUUAAAGCCACCAUAAUCACCACCCCUCUCAACGCCCCUUACUUCACCAGAUCAAUCCAAAGAACCCAUCACUCUAUCUCUGUCCUCACCCUCAAAUUCCCAGCAGUCGAGGCCGGUUUAGUGGAAGGUUGCGAGAGCGUCGAUCAAAUCCCUUCCCCCGACAUGCUUCCCAACUUCUUGAAGGCCACCACCAUGCUACAAGACCCGCUCGAGCGACUCCUCCAAGACUCCCGCCCUGAUUGCCUCGUCGCAGACAUGUUCUUCCCCUGGGCCACUCAUGUCGCAGCCAAGUUCAAUAUUCCGAGGCUGGUUUUCCAUGGGACUGGCUUCUUCACUUUGUGCGCUUCCGAGAAUCUGAGGCUUUACAUGCCUCAGGCGAGUGUGUCCUCCGACGAUGAACCCUUUCUGGUGCCUAAUCUUCCUCACAAAAUAAUGUUAACUAGGUCGCAGCUGCCGGAGAAUGAACGAUGCGAUACAGAGACUGGCUUGUCCACGAUGCUGAAGCAAGUUAAAGAGACGGAGCUGACAAGCUAUGGCGUUAUUGUCAAUAGUUUCUACGAGCUUGAACCGGACUAUGCUGAUUACUACAGGAAUGUUUUGGGAAGAAGGGCCUGGCAUAUUGGCCCUGUUUCGCUCUGCAAUCGGGAGGUAGAAGACAAAGCACAGAGAGGUAAAGAAUCAGCCAUUGAUGAGGUUGAGUGUUUGAAAUGGCUUAAUUCGAAGAAACCCAAUUCUGUAAUUUACGUAUGUUUUGGAAGUUUGGGCGAUUUUACUGCUUCUCAGUUGUUUGAGCUUGCGAUGGGGCUCGAAGCUUCAGGGCAACAAUUCAUCUGGGUUGUGAGGAAAGGCAAGAUCGAAGAAGACGGUGAUGAGAAGCGGUUGCCGGAGGAGUUUGAGGAGAGAAUGAAGGACAAGGGACUAAUCAUAAGAGGUUGGGCACCUCAAGUUUUGAUUCUUGAUCAUGAAUCGAUUGGGGGUUUUGUGACUCACUGCGGGUGGAAUUCGCUCCUGGAAGGUGUUUGUGCCGGCGUCCCAAUGGUGACUUGGCCACGAUUUGCGGAGCAAUUCUAUAAUGAGAAGUUGGUGACUGAGGUUUUGAGAAUUGGGGUUGGGGUUGGUGCUCGGCAAUGGCAGAUUGGAGCAGGAAGUGAUUGUAUCAAGGGAGAAACAAUAGCAAAAGCAGUGAAGCGGGUUAUGGAGGCUGGGGAAGAAGCUGAGGGAAUGAGAACCCGAGCUAGGGCAGUUAAGGAUAUGGCGAAGAAGGCUGUUGAAGAGGGUGGAUCAUCUUAUUCUGACCUCAAUGCUCUGAUACAAGAAAUGAGUUCAUAAUCGCAUUUAAAAUGGUGUACUCAAACAAAUCCAUAUUAUCUCAAAUGAAUUUUAUGAUCUGUAUUUGUUGUUCUUAUUAUAUCUUAAACAAGGUUUCUGAAUUUAGCCAAUAAACUAGUUUGUCCAAUUGUGAAUGACCUCACUAAAUACAAUAAAUAUUGACAUAUAAA